This is a messenger RNA of Xyrichtys novacula (pearly razorfish), 23420 nucleotides long. NCBI's taxonomy places the organism in Eukaryota, Metazoa, Chordata, Actinopteri, Labriformes, Labridae. The record is from the annotation of a GenBank genome assembly.
UUCAGAGGAGACUCAAACCCAGCUCAGAUACAGACCCUUUGACAGAGGUGGAACACAAGUCCAAAUCUACCCCCCCCAUUUAUAAAGCCUAUCAUUGGUCUCUUAUUUCACAUCUCUCCCUCUCUCUCUGGUUAUGUAAUACUGCAGUUGUGCAAAGCUGCUGAUGUGACGGAUUCAAGUACCUACACACACACACACUAACACACACAGAUACCCGUGCCCACUGAUCCUCCAGACCUCACUGUCCUCUCUGUGAUGGUGUCCUUGUUCUGUCAUCAUUAUUGAUGGUCACAUUGAUCGCUGUCCUGAAAACUGAAUUCUGUUAAAUGUCACUGAGCUGUCGUAUUUUUCAGCAUUCCUCCACACUCAAGCCUGUUUUUUAUUUGUCAAAAUCUUUGUAUCUCUGUGUGUUAUUGGAUGUCACAUGGGGGCAAAAGAGAAGGGACAGAGAAAAGGAGAGGGAGAGGUAGCUGGGUUACAUCAUGUGACCUCGCCAGCUGUUGCUGUACGCCUGUGGGAGAAACAGGGAGGGAGGUGAGGAGUAGGAACAGGGGGCAGCAGGAGAGGGAGGGGUCAGGAGCUUGCCGGUACACAAUGUGACUGGUGACAAUCCCUUGUCCUGCAGAGAGAGAGCGAGAGAGCGAGAGAGAGAGAGAGAAAGAGAGAGAGAGAGAGAGCAGCCGCAGGGGAUGAACACACACUCACACACACUUACACAUGCUCAGGCAGGGAUGUGAAGGGGAAGCUUGCUCACACACACCUCUCCUGAUUCAGCGGAACAGAUUUACUCGUCACCUCUCCCUGCAGACUCACGCAGCGAGCCUGCUGCAUAACAACACAAUCCCAAACCCAACGGCACCUGCCCCUUCCGCUAUCGCGCCCGUCUGUCUGCGUAGAUUAACGGCUCUGUUACAACUCCGACUGCGUGCUCACUGGCGUCCACUGCAGCUAAGACACGGAGGGGGGAACACGACAGGCUGAGACCCACCAGAGGUAGACGAGCAGCGAAUGUAAAUGAUGGAGAAGCUAAAAAGCCUUGAGCACACUGAGGAUGGGCUGCAGGACAAAUAGAUAACACAAAGAGAAACAAGGGGCUCUCUUUCUGCGUCUUUACCUUAGGACCUCCUGUAGGGAGAUGUUGAUCAUUAUGGGAUAGAUGAACACGAUUGACCACUGCUAUGGAUACCAGCACGCGAAAAUUCACAGUGCGGAGAUGGUUUUCUAUCUACCUGAAGAACAAGGCAGCAAGGAACAAGAACAGCACAGGCUUCUGUCAGCUUGAGGUUUGUCACACUGUUUAGAUCUACAUACAGGAGCACAACAAACUUCUUACACACGUGACAGCUGCAUGUUGUGUGUUUGUGUGUGUGUGGGGAGGGUUGCAUCAGUGUUGCACCAUGUGUUUGUUUGUUGGCACAAAUAUUCAGACAAGAGCAGUAGUGAAAAAACAGAAGCAGUUUCAUAUCAGCGGUGGAAGAGGAUAUGAGAUGAGUCUGUGCGCACAUGUGGAUGGGUGUAGGAAGAAUGUGUGAUAUUUUGUGAGGGGGGGGGGGGGGGUCAUUGCAGCAUGGUUACAGCUGUUGCUCCGCCUGCCUGCCUGUCAAGAAUCCAAAAAACAGAAGGGAAGAGGGAUGCUGUGUGUGCUUUGACUAAGAGAGAAAGAGACACGGGCUAAAUGGAUAUGCAGUCAGACAGACAGAAAUGCUAAGAGGCAAACAAGCAGCCAGCCAGCCAGCCAGGCAGGCAGGCAGGUUGAUGGAUAAAUGGAUGCAGACAGAUUGAUUCACUGGACGGCCACAGCAGUGGAGAUCUAUUUAUAGCCCAAACAAGCCAGCAGGGAGGAGAGGAGGGCAGGAUGCUGUUUGCAGCACAUCUACCUGUAUGUUUGGGAUAAAAAUAGAGGCUCACUCCCCUCCUCCUUCGCUCUUUGUUGUUGUGACUGGGGAUAAAACAUAUCAGACCUUCUACAUGUGUGUGUGACUGUUGGUCUCCCUGUCUAAAAGAGGUCUCUUUACUUGAUUAACUGCUCCAAUGACAGCCCACAGGAGUGUCAUGACGCUUUGAUGACCCAUGUCUGGGAAAUCUCUUUUUACUUACCUCCACUUGAUGGAAAGGUCAGGGUUCAGGGUCGGCAUCUCAAAGGUUUAAACGGAGGCCUUGACUAGCGUGACUCCAGCUGCCCCUGUUCAAACAGUAAAACAGCAAUAAUGCACACAAGCAGACUUCUGCUGCAGAGCUCUCUGUGGAAUGAAACUUUACAGCAAGUCACACCUCAAUCACUGACAUCACAGCAGUUGAUAGUUGUGAAAAACAUCUGUAUUAAAAAAAAACCCUGAGACUUCAGUUUUAAUGUGGGAGGUAUUUAAUUACCUCUAACUCCCAAAUAUGUUUUGAAAUUAUGCUUUUUUUUGCCUUUAUUUAGAGAGGAUGGAAUGGUGAGUUGAGCAGGAAACCAGAAAAGAGUGGGAGAUGACAUGCAUGAUAGAGGCAGCAGCUUUGAGUCAAAGACCAAACCACACGCAGGGAUGAUAGCCUCUGUUAGCCCCUGGACCAAAUCAGCAACCCCAAAUGUUGUUUUACCUUUCAGUGCAAAUACUAACUCAAGAGCUUGGUGCUUAGAUAUCGCGUCUCAUAUCCUUACUGUCUAAAAACUGUCUUUAUUCUUAAAGUUUUAUAUUAACCUGUAAUCUCUAUUUUUUGGCAUAUUUGCCAUGGUAGAAUUUGAGCUUCAAUUCAUUUUGCAUAUUUGCACAUAGACUAAUGUGAAUACUGUGGCCAAAGAUUACUAAAGAAAAUCCUUUAGAGACAAUAUCCUUUGACAAGAGUGGUUGUGCUUUGUGGGGUUUAGAGCUGCAUUGCUGCUAUGCUGUCAGGUCAGAAGCUGAAAUGCUGUCACGUUAGUUUCUUUUUUUUCUUUCACCUAAGGUAACCCUGCAGACCUGCUUGUUGCUACACUUCUCUUAAGAAUUAGGCAGCAAAAAAAAGAGUUGUCUUUCUUGUAGAAGAGUAAAAUUAGAUAGUAGGUGAGAAAUAUCAUUCUAAAAGUUUUCAUCUCUUUAUUUACACAGGCUAAAUCUAAGUGUGACCCUAAGCUUCUGCGGAAAAUGUUUCAUCUCUUGUCUUUAGAUCAAGGUUCAGGAUGUGAUAAAAUUCUUUAAAGGCUCAAUCGAGAUCUCAUAACCUGUUCAGCUGCAUGUUUUCAUUAGGGUAAACCAAGAGGAAACAAAUGUGCUGUUUCUGUAACACUGCUGAGACAGCGCCAAGAAAACUGCUGUCUCAGCUGAAGCAGGUGUGAACUUUUUGAAAGUUUGAACUUUUUUUAAACGGACUAUAGUUUAGAAAUUAUAAUACAGUAUAACGUUAUUACAGGUUGUCAUGAGACUUAAUUUAUCAAGCCAGUUUGCAAGGAUUUAUUUUUCAGACAUUUCUCGAUAGAUUAGCAACAGAAUGGGGGAAAAUGUUUUUUUUUUUUGGCUUUUUAUCAUAUUUAGAUUUUCUAAAUAUUGAGGAUCUGCAGAUACUCAGUCCAACACUUGUAUUUGCCUGGAUAGUAUAACUGCACCCCAUGUUUUAUUUCCCAAUAUAUACUAUUAUAUUUGAUUAUUUAUGACGCAAAACAAACUUAUCACACAAUUCAAAUGUUUCAUUAUUUACUUGACUUACCUGUCUUUGUAUCUGGGUCCAUCAGUGUCGUAUUAGUGUGAAGUGGAUCAGCCUCAUCUGGCCCAAGUGUCAUUUCACAGCCCUUGGUACUUUUCAUGAUCACGGUUCCCUGGUCAGUGGUCUGCUUUAGGAAAGAAGGCAAUUCAACAUCAGCUGUAGCCACAUUUUUUGCACUCAAAGUCUCAGCCAUGUGGUUGCUAAUGCUAAGUUAACUCCUUGUUUGUGCUGUGCUGCAAAUUGUUCCCAGUUUGCAACAGCUGACCUAAUGAUCAGCAGGAAUUGCUGACUACUGAUCAAUUAAAAACUGCCUGGAUAGGCUCAGGAGAUCAGGAUUGAGACAUAUCUGCAAAGUAGUGUCACAAAGACUUUCUGCCAUAGGUUGGGAGUUGAUCUUUUGCUUCUCUGAAUGAACUUAAAAGGCUCAGCUCCAAUAUAAUAGAAAAUGAAUAUCCAGUAUCUGUUUCAGGGUGUUUGUUCCUAAAAGUGAUAAAAAAAUGAUUCUACUAGGGGUUGAUUUAUUGUUAUUUAUCCCUAACUAACAAUAUUUACACUGCUGCAAUUUUGUUCUACUUCUCAGUCCCAUGACAUGUCUCACAAAAAGUCAAAUGUGUCUCUCUUUCCUCAGGAGGACAGUAUACUGAAGGAAAUCGACAUCAGCCACCAUGUUAAAGAGGGCUGUGAGAAAGCAGACCCCUCCCAGUUCCAGCUGCUCAAGGUGCUGGGACAAGGCUCUUACGGAAAGGUAAAGGGUAUAAAUAUAUUGUCAUGAUAAAAUCUUAGUAUUCUAACCAAACCUUAUACGAACAGAUACCAGGAGGCAGAUUCUCUCACAUCUAUUGGAGGAGGUUGCAAGGACAGACAAUCCUAAGGGGACUGAAGAGAUGAGUGUUGACUCUCCCACCCAAAAGAUUAGCCCUGACACUUAGCCAAUGCUGACAGCUCGAUGCAGGCUGUCCUUAGUUGCCCAGCUGGCCCAGUAGGUCAUCACUAAGGCUGGCUGCUGCAGAGGGGCAGCCUUUCUUCAGUUGCACUCUGUAUAAUAUUUUAAACACUUUUAGGAUGACUUUAAAUUUAGAAUAUCUUCAUUGAAUACAAACAUGUUAAGUGAAUGCACUCUUAAAAAGAUGGGCAUAGAAACUGCCACCCAGAGGAUUAGCCUUGACCCCCUGCCGACAGCCACCUGCAGGCUGUCCUCACCUGCCCAGCUGGUACAGUAAGAAAUGCAAAGUGGCAAUUCAUCAUCAGCUGUGCCCAGUGAUUAUAAUAUUGACAUAACUUAGUUAAUUAGUGUAUCUGCUGUAGAAUUCAAACUUAAACUUAGACAGAGGCACAUUCAUUCAUUAGUAUGCUGUGUGAUUGAUUUUACCCUACAGGGUUAUCUGGGAGCAUCUGAGUCCAGUCUGCAGAAAUUUGCUGUCUUGCAGACACACGAGCAUUCAAGCUGAACACAGAUGUUGAGCAAUACGGCCUGCUGGCUAUUUUUGGCUCAGGAAUGAGGGAUGGAGGGAGAAAGACUGACUGCUAUAUGUCUGCAAUUAAAUUUUGGGCAUUGUAGUCAAACUUUUCAUUGUUUUCUGUAACAUUACAAUUGAUUGAAACCCUUUUAACAGCAAAAACAGACCAUAGGUACAUGUCAGCAUGUAUAAUGAGCAGCCAAUUACUUUUAGCCAGAUUGUUUGUACUGUCGCUUUUUCUCUUUUGUUUCCUAAAAGAGGACUAUAGGCUGAUGAGACUUGAUGACGAGACUGAUGAGGUUAACUCUGAGGUGAUGCGGUGAUAUUAAUAGUUCUGGGAAUUAUGAUAUCAUGUAGAGUAAGACUGGUAAGAGCACUUACCCUCCAGUCCAGUAAGGCCGCUGAUGGUUUCAAUAAUCCAGAUGGCAAAGUCCGGAAUGGCAAUCUUGGGGCAUGCAGUGGGUGCUGCAGUCAUGGUCUCCUCCCCCACUACUUUCAUAAAGCUCAGAUGUGACCUUAAUUUUCAUUAAAGAACAUUGCAAUCAUUGAUCCGAGAUUGUUAUUGACCUAGAUGCCUUUAUGUUGCAAGGACUCAACAGUAAUAGAAAAUAAACAAUUAGUUGAGCAGCAGGCUGAUAGUCUAUAUUCUCAUUAAAGUUAACUCUUCACUGAGUGGGUCGAACAGUUCCGCUCUUCUCAAGUCCAGUCCAGUUAAUUGUUUUUCUGCUAUUAUUUUCAUUUUCUUUUUUAAUGACAGUCACUGAAAAUAAAGCCAUCUGGCCCUGUUGAAGAAUUUCUUCCUCUAAAAAUAUUCCAUGGUUAAUUAUUUCUGGUUAAGCAGUCUGACAAACGUGUGCCAUAGAUAACAGGGUUUGUUUAAUUUGUAAAAGCCAGAUGAAUCAUCAUCAGUGACAGGGUCUGUUAGAGGUCCGCACGGCGCAGAGAUAAAGCUCCAACAAAUGUCAGUACCGUGCACGUGCUCUUUUCAACUUCGGACAUGCACGUGCGCACAGGUAAAUUGUGUAUUAGGCCACUAGCCUAUUAGCUAGCUAAUUUAUGUCGUUUGCUUUAGCUAAGCUAAACAGGCAAAUUGAAGUAGAGGACAUUGUUAUGUCUCACCGCGAAGAAGCACAUGGGGUAGUAUUGAAUGAUAAUGGAUAGACGCUUACCUGAGUACGGUGGCCCACAGGCGAAGUCGAUAUUGGACUAAGGUCGGAGCUGCUGCAUUGUUGUUUAAGAUGUAGAAGCAACAGGUGCGCAUGCUCUGACAGACCAUAGGCUACACCGAAUCGAGGUAUUCUACAUUAAGUACCACAGUGCAGAAAUAUUUGGCUAGCUGCGAGUGAAAGCCUCGUAUUAAGGCCUGAAUAAGUCUGUGUAUGAGUAUGUAUUAGAAAAUGUACUUAAAUAAAUAAUAACAAUUAAAAAAUCUUGUUCUUUGGGUACAUAGUUCUGCCCUCAGCCAUUGAUGUACAGGUCUACUGAUUGUAACUGUUGCCACUGCUUCUCUGACGAUGAUGAUCAUGAUGUUUGUUUGAUGGCAGGUGUUUCUGGUGAGAAAGAUCAGAGGAGCAGACAGAGGACAGCUAUAUGCCAUGAAAGUUUUGAAGAAAGCUACACUGAAAGGUAUGAAAGACAAGUUAAAUGUGAAUAAGUUAUACUUUAGUUAAAAGCCCAUUCAUCCCAUUGGUCCCCUGAAUUAAUACAUUUCAUUUUUUUCGUCAAGAGCUGCAGUUUUCAUGCACUGUAUUUCUUACAUCAAAAGUGAAUCAGACAUGAGAUGAAAGAUCACACUUAAUCAUGUUGCCUCAGACAACUUUUCUGUGUUGUUACACUGAAAGACAGAGGGUGGAGUUAAACGUAAAUACAAGACAAACAGCCAAGAUUGCAGUGGAGCUCUGUCUUGUGAUAUUUGGAUUUAAGCACUAGUGCUUGCAAAUAUUGUGAAUCCAAAUUGAAAUCAAAUACUCAACCCUCAAACAGCACACAAUAUGCUGCAAUAAAAACAUUUGCAGAGUGUUUACUCUCUAACAUCAACAUUGGCUAUUCACCGGAAAGAGAGGAGAUUUGUAAUUGUCUCCGAUUGCCCUACAUUCAGAGGGAUUUGGGGUAAAAGAGGUUGGUUUGUGCUUGUGAAACAGAUGAACUGUUUUUGCGUCAAAUGGGAUUAUUGUAAACGAGGAUGUACGGUGAAAAAACAGGUUGAGAUGCCAUGUGCUGAUUUAGUGCCUUUGUACCAUCCUCAAUCCUCUUAACCUGCACCGCUGGAGUUUAAAUAGCCAUGGUUUCAGUCUGUCAAGGAGACAGAUGCUGCAAUAACACAAUGAACAAAACUCUGCUGUAUGGUGCUGCUGUACACCAGCAGCACCAUGAGAUCAAUCUAAUUCAAUUGACAUUUUCCAAUUAAGUUAAUGCUGUUUCAUCCUACAGAAAACCGCAUCAGAGGGUUUUUCUGAUGGAGGUAUAAAUAACCGAACAUAAUGCUGUUAAAUAAACACUUCUCCCCUCACUUUCUCCUUUCCAGUCCGGGAUAGAGUGCGGUCUAAGAUGGAGAGAGACAUCCUGGCAGAAGUGAACCAUCCAUUUAUAGUUAAACUGCACUAUGGUGAGUGUGAGUCUCUGAUGGGCUUCAUUUAGUUCUUGAUUUACAAUCUGACCCGCUGAAGUUACUAAAACAUGGAUCUUUCAUUUGGAGAAGAGAGAGGAAGUGUUGACUAACUCUUAAAUUCCUAACAUAGCAACACAACCUUUUGAGGUUGUGUUUCCAUGUUCUUGAAAACAUGGAAAAUUUAGAGUAAUUGUUACUGUGCAAACAUGAGCCUUUCAUAGACACCGUUUGGUUCAACCAUGGCAGAGUUUCCAUUCACGUUAUCAUCCCUGUUUAUAGCCUUGCCCGAGGUUUCAGCCAAUUGGAUUUAUGAUGUUCACACACACAAAUACAACAGGAGAAAUCCUUAAACCCAUUUUAUAACCAGGAAAUCAGUGUCCAUCUAAAACAAUUCACUGACACCAGUUAACCGUGCGCACACCUGGUCUACCUCAGCAUUAAUGCAAUGUGCAACUUCUACAGUGUAGCCUCUGCAUGUGCUGUAAAACUUAUGAAUAUGUGUUAAUGUGUCCGUGCAGCCUUCCAGACAGAAGGAAAGCUCUAUCUCAUCCUAGACUUUCUCCGAGGAGGAGACCUCUUCACCCGUCUGUCUAAGGAGGUGAGUUUGCUCCUGAUUGGCUCCCCCACUCUUUACUGUAACAUUUACUGAAUAAGGAGCUUUUUUAUCUUUUCAAGCCUUCACUCUACUGAAGUUUAUAUUGUGGGUGGUGUGACACCAAGGCUGCCAGUACUUUAAAAUCCUGCCAUGGAGACCACAUAAGUAUGUUGGUUGAGCAAAGUGUUUGGCUGGAAAUUAUUUUUUGAAAGAUGGUGCUGUUUUAUUUCAUUUUCCUGCUGGGACGUGUGAUUUUGAGCCAAUCGCUGUUCUAGCUGCAACAUAAGGCUCAUUUUUAGGAACCAGAAAUAAACUAAACAACUAAGUCAUAAAUGAAGGCAGCUCAGUUUUCUGUCAUAUGAGUCCUAAAUACAGUGUAAGACAUUUUCAUCAUAAACAAGGGCACUUUCACUUUCAUGUAAGUGAGAAGUAUGCAUGGAUUUCUGAAGGGUUCAGUUUAAGGUUAUUUGUUCUUGUAAUGUUUUUCUUGUCUUAUGAGUUUAUCCUUUGUUUUUCAUGUUUGAAUUGUAACUUAUUACAUCAAAAUGCUGCCCUUGUUGUAGGUCAUGUUUACAGAGGAGGAUGUGAAGUUUUACCUUGCUGAGUUGGCACUAGCCUUGGACCAUCUCCAUAGUCUGGGGAUCAUCUACCGGGACCUCAAACCUGAAAAGUACUUGACCAUAAAGAUUCCAUUUGAUAUUUCAUAUUUCAUUCUGCUGUGAAGCAGAUUCUCAUGUUUAUUUUUCCCAACAGUAUCCUAUUGGAUGAAGAAGGACAUAUUAAGAUAACAGGUUGGAGCAUUCAGCUGAGGACACUUUCUGUCCAUUAAUGUUUUACUCAGUAUGAAUUCUUCUUCCUAAACUCCUUCUGACCUCUGUAUGUUACAGACUUUGGGUUGAGUAAGGAGGCUAUUGACCACGAUAAGAGAGCAUAUUCCUUCUGUGGAACAAUCGAGUAUAUGGCUCCAGAAGUGGUGAACAGAAGAGGACAUACACAAAGUGCUGACUGGUGGUCAUUUGGGGUACUUAUGGUAAGAACUGUCAGAUCUUGGGUAUCUCUUUGUGACAGUUUUCUUUUCACCAUUCAUGUGUACAUUGGAUCUUGAGUCUGAGAGCGUAUUCUCUCUUUCUACUGACUUUUAGGUUCUGUCUGAUCAUGCUUUCAAAGCAGCAGGCAUUAAUUUCCUUUUACUGAGCCAAGGACUCAGCUCUUAGAUAAUGAGCCAGUGGACUAGUUUUUAAAUUGGCUUUCUUCUGGCUGUAAAGCUGCUUAAUUACCAUAUCUGGCUGAUUAAGUUCUAUCACUUUCGGUCAUCCUGCAUCUGUUGAAUUUUGCUUGUUUUGUGUAGUUUGUGGCUUAUCUUGCUAACAGUAAACAGGGGUGAACAUUCGCUGAUGGCUGGCAGCUUAACUAGGACACAGAGGGAAGGUUUCAGCCCUGUCUGACCUUGGCUAAUAAUAGAAAGCAUUAAAACAAACAAGCAAUAGCUUUUCAAAAAAUCCCUGUGGACGGUGUAAAGACUUUGGAAAGUGGCAGACAGUUGUGUAAGGAGCCGAUUUAUUAGGAAUUACGACAGCAUUUGAAUCCAGAAGCAAUUGUGUUUUUUUGUCACACAAGAAUUCAAAGAAAACAUUUGUUUGUAUCUGUAUUUUAAAGAAUGAAAUAAGAUAUGAAAAGCAAAACUAUGUAAACAUCUACUAACUUAUUACAUACAAUGCAAGCUGUACACAUUUGAAGGGGAAUAGGGGAGAGUGGGGUAAGAUGAGCCAUUUUUCAUAUUACGGAUCACUACAUCAAGGCAAUCAUAGUUUUGUCUGUUACUAGUGUAUCUGCAUAUAUUUCAAGAUGUUGUGCAUCCCUGCAAACCAACAGAAUGAGUGUAAAUGUCUUUAAUUGAUUCAGAACAUUCACAGCUGUAUUUUGAAAAGAAAAAGAAACACAUUUCAACAAACUGAACUGAAACUCUGAUCCCCUUAUCAGACUCCUUUACUUUCUCAGUUGAUCCACUGGUUCAACUUACCCCAGAACCACUAUUAUGACUUUAUUAGUCCUCUAAGCUAAGAUGGUGGACUUUUAUUCUAGGUUUUUGACCUCAUGUUGUAGCUCAUAGAUCCCACAAUUGAUGAUAAAACAAAUUUAAAAUGAUCUUUUUUGGUCUGAACACAAUUCUAAUCAAACUUACAGACUAAAUUCACUUUCAAGUGGAAAAAUGUUUUUUGUGGAAAUAAAUGUCUAGCCCCUUCACCCAUGUGCUUCUAACCUUCAUAGACUCCAUGAAUUGAUACCCAUCUUCUAAAUAUUUGGUCACAUGAUCAAUUUUCUUUCAUAUUUCCGAGCAACAGGGAGUGGCUCGACUUACCCUCAGGCUUAACUUACCCCACGCUCCCCUAAGUGGACGUUUUAACAUACUAUAUCCUACCUCUCUAUCUGUUUUUUGUCUUGACAAAGGAGUAUUCAAAACCACAAUGUUAGUAUCAUGAUGAGAUGACAUAUUGGUCAAAGCAAAAAAUUUAAAUUGAAACAUUAAAUCAGUUAAUACAAUCUGUUAUUUGAUUAUUUAUCAACACAUUCUUAUCUAUACAAUUUUUUUUUUUACUCUAGGAUGUUAAUUUAAAAAUAAAUAAAUAAAACUUAGUUGAUGAUAAUUUGUUUGGUUUCAGCAGCAUGAUUUUCAGUACAUUGUUUCUUCAAGUUGUGUGAGAAGUUACAGAGGUCUCUGGAGAUCUCGGAUACUGUCACCAAUCACUGUUUGUGUUAGUUGGCACCGUUUCAGCACUGUACAUCUUCAUGUGGUCCUUUUUGUGUCAUAUCACUGAUAAAGUGAGUUUUCAGACAGCAUUUAUUUAGCAGGCUGAUGGUAAUAUAGACUAUUUUAAGUCAUCAGAUUUAAGCGGCCCUAUUCACAUACAAAUGAAGACCAAUAAGCAAACAUGCAUUAAGAAUAUAAAUCCAGACACUUGAAUUAGAUCUUUUCUGACAUUUUAUAUCAUCUGUUUUCCAGUUUGAGAUGCUGACAGGAUCGUUACCUUUCCAGGGGAAAGAUCGGAAAGAAACAAUGGCACUUAUUCUGAAGUGAGCGCUGUUAAUACUUGAUCAUUUCUUAGAUCAUUUCUCUAGUUUUCUUGAAGUUUUGUUUUAUGGCAAACUAGUUUGUCUUUAAUUUAGAUUUCAUAAGUGUUGUCUGAAGACAAAUUGUACAACAGUUAACACUUUUGCUUGUGUUUUUAUGUUUCAUUUGUGUUGUGCUCAUUGACACACUUUCAAACACCAGCAUGUAUGUAGAUAUAAACCUGUUUUGUGUCCUUUCUGUGCAGGGCUAAGCUGGGGAUGCCACAGUUUCUCAGUCCUGAAGUGCAGAGCUUGUUGAGAGCGCUCUUCAAGAGGAACCCUGCUAACAGACUUGGUAAUGUAUAUGAACUUGAAGGGCUGAAGGUUAAAAAGGACAAGAGCUGCUUCACUUACACAAACCUGUGAGCUAAUGCUGUUAGACCUGAUCCUGAUGUGGAGGAGUAAAAAAGUCUGGUCUGGACUUGGUGAACAAAGCUUGUAGAAAUGUCACUUUCACAAAAAACAGGCGUGGAGCUACAACAUGAUUGUCACCAUUUCCACAGUCCCCAUUCAUUAUUCCAAUAUUGUUAGACAAUACCAUUUAUAUCUGCAAUGUCCAGGCGAACAGACCAUAUAGAAGUCCAUUCACAGUUUGGCAGAGUACACAAAAGACUGAUUCUCUCUCUCUCUCUCUCUCUCUCUCUCGCUCUGUGCCCUUCUUUGUGACUGAUAGGAGCUGGACCAGAUGGGGUGGAGGAAAUAAAAAGACAUCGCUUUUUUGCAUCGAUAGACUGGACUGUGAGUAAAAUUCAUAUCCUCACUGCUUCAUAAUUUAAAGGUGCACAACACUGUGGGUUUAUAGAGUGGGAUAAAACUCAAGAGUACCCUCAAACAAAAAAAUAAAAUAGAAUAAAGCAGCUCUUGGCAAGUGUUUUUGUGUUAUUUCCAGGGCUGUCAAAUUUAACGCGUUAACGCAGAGUAAUCCAUCAUUAUGAUUAAUCUGAUUAAAAAUUUUAACCCAAUUAACCCAUCUGCAGCAUAGAAUGAUUCUAAAUCCCUGAAACUUCCCAGGUAAUGCCUUUCGAACAGUUUGUGCAAGUAGUGUUACCGUCGCAUAUGUGCAAAUGAGCAGUUGAUCCGGUAGUGUAGGCUCCAAACAUGACAUGACAGGUUAGUUUUAUGUGAUUUAAAAUUUGCAGCUGUUUGUACAUUGUACGUAUGCUCAUGGCUCAUUAAACAUACUCGGUAUAAGAUUUUUCUUAGUGGUAAAAUCCUUCCCCUGCCUCUGUUCUUGCCUAAGUUUGUUGUAAUUAAUCCUCUUAUCUUUAAUAGCUCUUAUGUUUGCUCAUGCACAAAUCUUCUGGUUACACAUUACCUGCACUAUCACAAUCUAACCUUGACAUUAACUCCUAAAACAUGAGCUGCAUAAAUAGGAUCAUUAUUCUUUCAACAGAAGGGGCUCCUGCCUCAAGCUUUGUUUUUGUAAGUAGCCUGUCAAACGUUGCUGAAUCUUACUCUGCAACAACAUUUGCCUUGGGCAAACUUGGGAGCUAUUCUUGCCACAGAUCAUGUACAAGAGUAGAGGGUCAUAAAAUAAGCUUGGCAGCAGUGCACGGCAAGAUUAGCUGACAUGAACACAUAAAAGGCUGCACGGAGCAGCUUUUUCUCUUUAAUGUUGGUAUAAUUGAGAAAGCCCAGCAUUGAAUAAUCCCAUAUUUACUCUUAUUUAUAGAAGAACAAAAUCUGUUAAAUUGCCUUCUGUCAGAUCCUUUCAAAGCUGAAUUUUGUUUCAGAGAUUUUCAAAAGUCUUGUGACAUUUGUUUAUCCACUCUUCUGAGUAAUGGCUCUGUAAUUUUACUUCUUACUUCAAAAUCCACUUUUAUCUGCCUCACAUGUCCACUUAUCUCAGCCCUCAUCAUUGGCUCCUACUGGUUCUUCUACCCACAGCACCCCACCCUCUCAGCACCACAAUCUUUAACUUAACAGGUGUUGUUGUUAUGGUUUAAUUCAAUAAGUUAUCAAUGUAAGGUCGAUGUCCACCUCCACACUUAGCUAAUUAAAUCAGGCAAAAAGCUUCCUCUGAUAGUCAUUACUAUCUAUUGACUUUUUCUCAGUAAACCUGCAGUCUGUUAGUACAUGUCCUGAUGUCUGAAAAGAUUACUUCGUGAAACCUUUCAUGGACUGCAGCCUCUCUUUCCCUCCAUCUGUACAUGACAAAAAACAGGUUUCAAGUUUAGCAUGAUUAUUCAGGUGGAAAUUUGUGUAGUAUACUUUGUAUGUUGCAGAAGCCAUCAGAGAGAAGCAAAAUGUAUUACCUCAAUUAGUCAGAAUAAUUCAAGGUGGCCAAGUUAAAUGAAUAUGAGUCAAAAUAGGACAAACAAAUAGAGUAAGAGACAGUCAACUUCAAAAUAUGAGUGAUUAAAAAUCUAAAGAUUAUACAAUCAAACGAUUUAGAAAAAUUUAGACACAAAAAACACUGUGCAUCAGAUAGCAGGAACAAGUCUCCUUCUUUAUACAUUAAUUGUGCUCUCCUAAUAUAAAUGGCUGCUAUGAAUGCAAAACCUCACCAGACUACAAGCAACAAGUGACGAUGCAAGGGUGACACCUGCUGGUGUAACUUAAUAUUACAUCAGGACAAAAGAAAAAGGACAUGAACAUUCACUCUGUCCUGUUGUACAACGUAAAAUUACACCAUGAAAUGUAUAAUUAAUGAAUCUCUUUCAUCACAUCACAUCUUUUAUAUCCAGAAGAUUUAAAUUAUCUUUGGGCUUUGGCAUUUUUUUGCCCUCUAAAUUAAAUGUUUAAGAUUCAGCUUCAAUGCAAGUGGAUAUUUGUGAAGACUUGCAUGACUGUAGCAUCAGUCUGGUGUGAGGUAUAAGACAGUAGUUGGUGAAACAGUCCUUUAAUUUGUUUAUUUAUUUUUUUACAGUGUAUCAAGUCAUUUCAUGCAAAGGAACAGAUGUUCAACAGAAUAAAACCAGAGUUUGUUGGUUUUACUAUCAAACUAAAAGUUUGAUUUUUUCUGAUUAAAUGUGAUUUCAUGUAAAUGGAGCCAGCUUGUGGUGAAAGCAGAUAUACUGACACAAUCUUCGAUGUUGCUUCAUACAGAGGUUAUACAAGAAAGAGAUGAGGCCUCCUUUCAAACCCACAGUGGGGAGACCUGAAGACACUUUCCAUUUUGACCCUGAGUUCACCUCCAGAACACCCACAGGUAACUAACACAUGUCAAACACACACAUACAUACAUGAAAGUAUAUAGUGCAUGAGAUAUGUUUUUACAUGAAAUUCAAUGAAUUCAGUAUCUAAGUAAAUGUAUCUAGUGGUUGUUAUAGCUGGUGAUACAUUUAAACCUAAAUGUUUGUAUUUGUAAGAGUGGUGAGGAUAUUUUUGUAUCAUCUUUGCCCAUCAGAUUCUCCUGGAAUCCCACCCAGUGCAAACACACACCAGCUGUUUCGUGGGUUCAGCUUUGUUGCACAAAAUCCAAAUCCAGAGUCAAGUGUUGCUACAGUUGCGCCAUCUCGUCAGGAGUUGGCGAACAUCAACCCUAUUGCACAGGUAAACGUCUUUCAGCAAGCAGCUGCUCUUUUUUCACUACAUCUAAUAAAGUAAUGAAUAUCAGACAGUUCAGAUUACAUCUUAUCUUUAAUUUUAACCGUUUGAAUAAUUAAGUCCUAAUAUUUAAUGAGCUCACAUUCCCAAACAUUACCCUCAUAAAUCACAGCCAGCUAUCUUACUACAGCGGCUGACUCCUAAGAAAAAGCAAUUACUUUCUCUCACGUUCGACAAGACUCUGAUACUUCUGACCAGAGCAGGUUUGUGUAAUAUUAGAAAAAGGUGUGUGUCUAUGUUUCUGCAGCAUCUCAGAGGGGACGUGGCCUUCAGUGAUGUUUAUGAACUCAAGGAGGAAGUCGGACAGACCACGACUUCAGUCUGCAGGAGGUGUCUGCACAGGGUUACGGCUGUGGAGUACUCAGUGAAGGUGAGAUGAGAUUGCUGUAUUAGGGCUUAUGAUACAAUAUACUUUGUUGCCUCCUUGGGGAAAAGCAUCCUGGACUCAUCCAGAAAAGAUCCAUUAUAGAAAAUGAAUGAACAUAAUAAUGUUAAAAACGAGCAAUAACCCACAUGCAAACAGAGAGCACAUACUAAGACCACCACAGCUAACAAGCAACACAUAUUGCUCAUUACCUAUAUCGCAUAAGGGAAUAGCAUUGUAAGAAAAAGAUAAAAGCUAAUAAGACAAGUCUUUCAUGACACUACUGCACAAGCCCCAAAGCCCCAAGACAGGUGGGUGGGUGGGGGGUUGGGCAAUAGUGUCAUAUUUAGAUAUACAGCCUUAUAAAAUCAUAUAUUUUUAAAUCAGGCCCCAUUUUUGCAGAUUUAAGAAUCUCAAUGAAUAUUUGACCCCAAAGAGUUUUGGAGCGGCUCAGUUACAUUUCUACAUUUUGCAUCGGAAAACAGGCUGUAGUAGAUACAAGAUAUUUCUUCAGAUUAAACGUUUCUGAUCAAAUUUUGUCAUGCUGUCACUGACUGAUCCAGAUUUUUAUUCCAAGUAGCGGACAAUAAUAAAGAAAGUAUUCUCAAUAAGAUAGACUUAUUCAUCCACACUGGGUCCCAGAGUCCCAGAUAAAUGAUUUAGAUCCAUCAUGAUGUGCAUGAGACACAUUAACACAAACAAAUUAACAAAUGAAUCCAGAUGUUAACAAACAAAUCCCACUCUGCAGGGGAAAAAAAAACACUGUUGUUAUCAAUUAAUCAAUUUAAUUCUUCUGAAUCUGAAGAGAGUAAUUUGAAAACUGUUUCAAGUUUAAAAGACAAGCAUCUGUCACUAAAAUGUACAUUAUAGACUCCCACAUUAAAAUAACAAUCUGAGCCAUUUGCUGGAAAUAGUAUUUAGUGAGCAUACUUUGGUUUGGUACUUUUGUUAAUUAUGACAUUACAGUCUUUAAAUCUUUUCACUGCAGCUGCCUGAAGGGACUUAAUAAAACAAAUCCAAAAUUAUUUAACCUUGUUACUAUUUAAACAUGUUAUUAAAAAAGUGAAGGUUCAAAGAUAUUAGUAGAGAUAGAAGAAUUAUAUCAUAUAUCUAAACAUUAUAUAGCUAAAGAGACUGUUUCCAAAUAAAGGGUCAGAGUCUUUGUCAAACAGAAAAGGUCAUGUGACUGGAAUUGUCAGAGCUUCACAAAUGCCUCAAUUAGCACUUCACUAAAAAGUUUGAUUCUUAAAAUGUCUGUUGGGACAUUUAUGAGAUAAGAGGAGAGGAGAUUAACCAAGAAAUAGCAGCUGUGAUAAUUAACAAGAAAUCCUUUUUCCAUCUCCAGCUGAUUCUAAUUAAUCACAUAAUACAGUAAUCAGCAAAGUUAAUAAAGAGGAGUCUCGAACAACAAGUUAACUCCAUCACAUUGCAACUAUAAACUGUCAAAUCUCAAUUGUUAAGCUUUGUAUAUUGUGCAGUAUUUUGCACAGUAUACAAAUGUUUUUAAAGAUGCAUAUUAAGUAUUAACAGUUUUUGUCAUAGGAUAUUAAAGCGUUAAAGAGCUCAUCGUUUUUAUAUUAUUAAGUCAUGUGAGUGUGAUCAUUGCUCUGAGUGAAAAGGCUGCACACAAGCACUAGCAUUUGUGCAUCCCUGCAAUAUCAAUUAAGAGAUUAAAAGACACAAUGCAUAACAUAUCCUGUUUGUUUUUUGUCAGAUUAUUGAGAGAGCAAGGAAAGAUCCUGCAGAAGAGAUUGAGAUUCUGUUAAGAUAUGGACAGCACACAAACAUCAUCACCCUGAAAGAUGUAAGGCCUCUCCAACCAUUAAAAACAUACUGUGACUACCACCAGAAACAUCUCAUUCAUCCUCUUAGCAGUUUUACAAGCCGAGCCCUGUGUGUGCUUCAACCAUCAGGUGUUUGAUGAUGGCCAGUUUGUGUACCUGGUCCAGGAUUUAAUGAGAGGACAGGAGCUGCUGGACAGAGUUCUGACUGUGCCAAAUUUCACUGAGAGGGAUGCGUCAGACAUCAUCUGCACACUGACCAAGACUGUGGAAUAUCUGCACUCACAGGGGGUAAGGCACAAUGAGAAAACCAAGAGAAACUGAAGGGACUGCCUGUAAAUUUCCUUUAAUGCAGUUGAUAGCUUAGCUUUCAUUUUUCAUCUAUUAUAUACCUGUUUUUCUUUACAGGUGGUACAUCGAGACCUGAAGCCGAGUAACAUUUAUUACUCUGAUGACAGCGGACUUCCAGAGAGCAUCAGGAUAUGUGACUUUGGUUUUGCCAAACAGCUCAGAGCUGAGAAUGGCUUACUGAUGAUCCCCUGUUACACAGCCACAUUCAUGGCUCCUGAGGUAAACACAAGAUUCACUAAAAGUUAUGAUGCAACUUUCAAAAAAAAAACAUCACACCAAAAACUAAUCCCACCAUGAACUCUCUUUACAUGACUCCUGUGUGUCUGUAGGUUCUGAGAAAGCAAGGUUAUGAUGCAGCCUGUGACAUCUGGAGUCUGGGGAUCCUGCUCUACACCAUGAUAGCCGGGUCAGUCUAGAGUUUAUUAGCAUUUUAAACUCACACAGCAUGUUUUAGUGCAGCUGAGCUCUCUCCGAUAAAUAAGUAAACUGCAUCUAAAGCUCCCCCUGCUGCUAUAAACUGGUUGUGUUUUAAAUACAGCCCCCUAUAAAAUAGAAAUACAGUGCACAGCUUAUUUUAGCCUUGACCCAUCAAUGAAUAUUACCUUUUACUUUCUCUACAUGGGGUUUUAUUGUCUCUGGAUUCAAUUAUACCAGCGCUUUUAUUUCAGUUGUAGAUUUCAGAGAGCUCUGCCUGCAUAUGUCUGAUUCAUUUUCUGCUGAGUUGCUCUGUGUGAAUUUUUCUUUUUUAUGUUGUUCUAGUUUCAGUCCAUUCGCCAGCAGUUCUGAGGACACAGCAGAGGAAAUUCUGGCUAAAAUCGGCAGCGGGAAAUUCAUCACCACAGGAGGAAACUGGGAUCUUGUAUCAGAGGCUGCCAAGGUUACUAUAUUACAUACUUUCAAGACAGCUGUAUUUCUGUAAGCAUAUUGUAUCUUAAUGUAUAAUAUCUUUUUUUUUUUGUUCUGCAACUUUUUUUAGGACAUCGUGAUCAAAAUGCUUCAUGUGGACCCUCAUCAACGCCUGACUGCGCCCCAGGUACUUUAAUUAUUUUAAUAUAACUUGGUUUACUUUGACAGGUUAUAGACCCCCCACACUAUUAACAAUCUUCACUUUAGGUAUCACAAAAUCAAUAAAAUACAUGAAAUAUUUAUGCUUAAUUAAUCUUUGUGUAGUGAUGAAAAUAGUUGAGAAAAUAAUCCGACACAGUGCAUAUCGUUUCCAUGCUUAUCUCACAGGUAUUCCUACAGUCAACCCUUAUGAAACUUCAGUAAACUCUUUGAUAACUUUAUCUAAAAUGUAAAAUAUUCAUGUGCUUUUACGUCCCUCUAUAGGUUCUCCGCCAUCCCUGGAUUGUGGACAAAGACCAGCUGUCUGACAAAGCACUCUCCAGACAAGAUGCACCUUCUGUUAAGGUCAGACCUGUUUAUAAAGUAAAAAUAAUUGGAAUAUCAGACUAAAUAUUUAACAUCCUCAGAAACUCUGUGUUUUUAUGUGUUUCUAUUCUGCGUCUUGAUUGUACAACAACAAAAAUGUUAAUGCUCUGACAUAGGGCUGGGCAAUAAAACUAUAUCGAUGUAUAUCAAAAAUGAAUUUCCCUCAAUAUCAAUAUAAAACACGGUCAAUAUGCUUUUUGAUAGUCGGCAUUCUGUCAUGUUUUGGUAGAAAUGCAGAUGUAGGCUCAUCAGAUGACAACAUCGUCGACAACACUGGCAUGAAAACGAUUUGGUUUUUUGAGAUUUGACAUGAAGCAGAGUAAUGUGUACUGCAAAUUAUGUUGAGUACAUGUUCUCGCAAAGUCGGGGAAUGCCUCAAAUCUUUUUCACCACCUGAAGCAGUGCCACACGACAGAGCACGCAUAAUGCAAAAGGUUACAAACCCUGAGCGGGGCACGGAGCCCAUGGCGCCAGUGCAGUAGAAACAGCCGACCAUUCAGUCCACUUUCUCUAGCACAACGCCUUACGACAAAACGUCAAAGAGACACAAAGACCUCACAGAGGAAGUAGUUUAUUGUAUUGUAAAAGACAUGCUACCAAUAAGCACUGUUAAAUUUCAUAUUUUCAUAUCGUGAUAUAUAUUGAUAUCGACUGAUAUGAAAAAAAUAUAUCAUGAUAAACUUUUUUCCGUAUUACCCAGCUCUACUCUGACAUUUAUUAGUGUUUUUGUCAGCUUUGGAUUGCUCAAAUUAGGGGGGUUUGCCAACAUUCACCCCACAUGUCCAAAAAAUCUCUCAUUUCAAGAUCUUAUUUAUAGCCAUAAAAAAGAUCUGCUUGUUGAAUUGCUUGUAAUGAGCAAAAAAAAUGUCUAUUGAAUUAGACUAGUCAGUUAUUCAAAAGUCAGCUGUCAAUAUACAGCAAGGCAGGAGGCUGACCUUGGCUCUGUCAUGAGAAAAGCCACACUGCCAGGGACAACAGGUGAUGUAGGCAAAGGAAGUCUGAGCCGUCUCUGAUUUGCUGCUUGCAAAUGUACAUAAAUGAAAAAUUACCUGGGUUAUUUAAGUAGUGGUGUGUGUCACCAUCAACACUGGUUAUAUUCAUGUAGCCUAAUAUAUCAGGACCCUUGGAUGAAAAGGUAACUAGUAUAAAUUAGUAGUUGUGAAGCCCCUAGCCCAAAAGGACUGUGGUGAUGAUGUGUCGAAUUUUUAAAGCAUUAGUGUGCUAAAAUACAAAAAAGAUGUUUCUCUAUCUGUCCAUGUAGUGGCAUUAUCUGCCUGUAAUGAAUUAUAUGAUUUGGCUACUUUUUACACAAUCUAAUAUAUUCUCCUUUUUCCCACCAGGGGGCACUGUCUGCCACUUACUCAGCUUUGAAACGCUGUGCUCCUGCACCUGUCCUGGAGCCAGUUCAGUCUUCGAGCCUGGCUCAGCGGAGAGGGAUGAGGAAACUAGGGAGCCCCAAAGCUGAGUCAGAUCCUAAAGGAAAGGAGCAGCCUCACCAACCCAAGUGAAUUUCUGAAGAAACCAAACACUCGCUGAUGUGAUUCAAGAUUUGGAUGGCCUUCUGCACAAGCACAAACUUUUUUAAGAGCAGUCCUGACUUCAGAAUCAGUUCAGUUCACUCAGUUCAAAAAUUAAUCCUACAUGGUGGGAUAAAAAUCCAGUGUGGGGCUAUGAAUUACAACAAAUCCCCACAUGGCUGUAGAAGUCGACUUUUAUGAGCCUUAACUCACACUUUCUUUGUCCUAAACAAAGCAGGAUCAGUUUUAUUCUGCAUGAGACUUUAAAGGUAGUUGGACAACCAGCAGCUUUACAAGUUCUUUAUUUAAGAGCAAACAUCUGUGUAAAUCAACCAUCUCACCACAUGUUGCACUCUAGCUCUGUGACAAUAUUUCUCACUGUCUAAUAAUGGCAAUAAUAUUGCAGGGAAAUAGAUCUGUUAUAUUUGGGCCAAACUUCAGCCUGGCCAUGCAUGUUGGAAUACAAUAUGAGCUGUAGUGCAAUGUUCAUAGACUAACUCUUACCCACUCUGUUCUGUAUUACAGCUUCAGCAGCUUGACAAAUCGUUCUUAUCAUCAAAAAUGUGAAAAGUUGUAUUCAGUGCCACACACACUACGCCAACUUUCAUAUGAAGCUCAUACAUGUACCAGACGUUCAGCUCUGACUUUAGAUAUGUGCUAAAGUAGAUUCUAUGUGAUGAAAGGGUUACUGUCAUUCAAACUAUGUUUCCAUGAAGCUUCUGAAGUCUACAGAGUUAUGCAUGUUCAAAAUGUAAAUAUGCUACCAAAGGGACUUAAUCCUUACCUUCAUAUUGCCAUUGAAGUCUUAUUGUUCACAAUAUGGUUAAUCAUUUGACUGUGAGUGUUGCCGUCUUCCAUGAACUCCGCCUUUGACUCUUAUAAAGUUUAUUGUUAAGUGUUUUACUCAGAACUGCGAGCUAUGAAGGCGUAUACGUCGAAGCAUUUUCCUGUUUUUUUUUCUGUGACAUAUUCAAAGUGUUACUUGGAUUCAGACUACUCUGUUCAUUAGUUUGUAUAAGGAACUCUGUAUUGAGUGUGAUUGCUCAUUUUCCUGUGUGUGCCUCAGUGUCCGGUGUUUGCAGUAGGCUCCUGUUCGCUGUUAUUGUCUGAAAGCUGAGAUCUUGCACAGUGUCAGAGGAUUAUACGUACUGUCUCUUGCUGCGGAACUGUUUGAUUCUAUGAAGUCCUAUUAAUGCAAAUACGAGGUAAGACCAAACAGGGUGAUUUGUAGAUAUGAUGAGUAGCACACAUUGUGUUGUACAGUUUACCAGUAGGAUUAUAGAUUAUGAUGCUCAACCAUUACAACACACAAAAAGCAGUUAGCACUGUAGCAGUGUUACAGUAAACCUGUACAUAUAAUGUUGUCCUUAAACAGACUCUAUGUGUUGCGGUGCAUUGCACAACUGUCUAAAGAGGAGCUGAGACUGAUGCAUUGAAGGUUGUAGAUACUGUGUAGUAUAUGUUAGUAGUAGCGCUGUAAAUAAUGGUAACUCAAGACUGUACAUACUGUUGUGCUGAACCAGCAUUAAAGAGGUUAGAUUGUUUAUGAAUGGUGUUGCACACCUUUAGAGAAGCUGUACAUAAUGUGUUUGCAGAUAAUAUAUUGAGAUUGUACAUAUUCUAUUGUGUUGUGCAUCCAUUGCUCAAAGUGUACAUACUGUCUAUAUCUGGCCAAUCAAUAAAAUUAUUGGCUAGAACGCCAAAGUUUUACAAAUAAAGGAAAAGACUGGAAACAACUUUGGGAAAUUGAGUUUUUAAUCGCAUUUAUGAACCAACAUCUGCAAAAAUAGUUUAACCAUUUAAUUACUGUACAGCCUUUAUGCCCUGAUAAUGUUUACAAGUUUAAACAUAAACAGACCAGCCAGUACAUCACUUAGAUCACAGACCUUUUAUAACAUCUGACACUAGUGAUGGAAAAAAAAGAGAUAAACAAUCAUCUGUGUCUUAGUAAUAAUAUUUUUUUAUAGCAGUUUUAAAAACAGAGAUUUUUAAAAUGCUUUUGACAAAGAGUCAAAUAGUCAUGAUGAAGCAGCUGCAACAUCCUCACCAAACUGAAGAAGGGAAUUAAAGGAGGAAGAAACUCAAGAGGGGCUGAGGGUAGGUCUGGACAAAAAAACUCAGUUUAUGAUUUUUAUUGAUUUUUCUUCAUCUCCUAUAAAUAAAACCACAAGAUGACAAAGCAUAACUCUGAACACUGUGGUUUGUUUGAGGUCUAAUACUUUAAAACCAAACCACUUCCAAAUGACUGAUGAGGUUUAGCCUUUUUUGGGGAAUAGACUCUCCACUUAUGCAAGCAGCCGUGUUGCUGUUGUGUUUGUUUGUCUCUGCAAGAAGUAAGCGAGGGGAGAAAUAGGGGGCUGUGUUGAAAUAAGAGCCCGGCAUAGUGGCAGAGGAAGUAACAGAGAAAAUACAGGUUUUCAUUUUUGUUUAACCAACAAAAUCAAAAAUGCAAAUAAAUCCAUUGAUCACAAAGCCCUAGUUGAUAGUAGCAUUCAACUUCGACUCAUCAAAGUGACAUCUUCUGAAAAAGUUUGAGUACAAUUUAAAAGAGAUAAAGGAGGUUACAUGAGGCAAGAAAUCAGCUACAUGAUGGUAGGUUUGGUUUACAACAGGCACAUGCCAGCAAGUAUGAAAGCUAACACUCAAAUGCACUGAUGUAAAUCAAAUGUUUUCAUCUUUAAAAUAUACUUUAAAAAUAAAACAAUAAAUACUUUGAUAGGAAAUAAAUAUGCAUUGUAUGCACACACGCAUGGUACGAAAAUCUAUCCAAGAUAUUCUCUAACAUGCAAACAUGAAAUAAACUUAUUCAGAGAUCAAUAUUUUUUUCAUAUUGCUUCAAAAGUCCUCCGUGAGAAGCUGAUGGACACAUGAAAUUUAAUUUCUCACUGUUGAGAGUUCGGUUAAAUAAUAAUGUGACUGCAAGUUCCUGCCAGUGCCACUAGAUGGCAGCCAAUCAUCUCUCUAUCAUCCAUUGCCAAUCUCUCUCUCUCUCUCUCUCU